CUGCCAUAUUUGUUAGGCAACUUAUUUGUCCAGUUCAUCCGCACCUCAGUGUUUCAGACGUCAAAACCAGGACUAGAAUUUACUAUAAAAUACUCUUCAGGUUAAUUAAAACACAGCAGCUCUUUUCUUUUGGAGAAGAAAGAAGAGACAAUCCGAGCUUUAAUAAGGGAGAUUCUGUGGGCCAAAGUGUCAACCAUGAACCCUGAAUACGACUACCUGUUCAAACUGCUGCUGAUUGGAGAUUCUGGGGUUGGGAAGUCUUGCCUUCUCCUCCGUUUUGCAGACGAUACGUAUACGGAAAGCUACAUCAGCACAAUCGGCGUUGACUUCAAGAUCAGAACAAUAGAGUUGGACGGAAAGACCAUCAAACUACAGAUAUGGGACACGGCAGGUCAGGAGAGGUUUCGAACCAUCACCUCCAGCUACUACAGAGGAGCUCAUGGCAUCAUCGUUGUCUAUGACGUCACAGAUCAGGAGUCGUUCAACAACGUGAAGCAGUGGCUGCAGGAGAUCGACCGCUAUGCCAGCGAGAACGUCAACAAGCUGCUGGUGGGGAACAAGUGUGACCUGACCACCAAGAAAGUAGUGGACUACACUACAGCCAAGGAGUUUGCGGACUCUUUGGGGAUCCCGUUCCUGGAGGCGAGCGCGAAGAAUGCCACCAACGUGGAGCAGGCCUUCAUGACCAUGGCGGCAGAGAUUAAGAAGAAGAUGGGACCAGGCGCCAGUACGGGCGGAGCCGAGAAAUCAAACGUAAAGUUCCACAGCCAGCCGGUGAAGGCGUCCAGCGGAGGCUGCUGCUGAGUCCUGAACUCGGCAGAGCACACAGCAAGCGCACAAACCAAGAGUGAUGUUACCUACCAUCGUACGCCAGAGCAGAUGCAUAGUGGAGAGGACAGUGUGUGUGUGUGUGUAGAUGUGUGUGUGAUGGAGUGAGUAAAUUUCAGAUUUAAAGGAUCAACAUUUCCUAAUGCACCAAGCUGCACGUUUCAAAAUGAGUUGCUGAAAUGUGUCCUGUAUUAAAUUUUAACACUUGAGAUUUGCAAACAUUGUCAAUCAGCCAAGACCUGUUUUGGUGGAGCUUGUUAGCAUUUAGCUACAUUAGCUAACAGCUCCUGUGUAAACCUAAAGAAGUAAACGUCUUAAAUCAGACAACAAACAUGUCUUACCUGAUCGGCUUUGUUUUAUUUUCUCCGGUCCCAAUCCUCAAGGUGUUUCUCUUCUUGUAGAUGUUUCAUCUCAUUUGACGCUGAGAUUUAUUUUUCUCUUUCAUCACAUUAGAUCAUGAAGGCUUUAGUGAUUAUAUAGUGUGUUAAAUGAAGUAGAAAGAUCAACUCUGUGGUGACUAACCAGAGACCAUCAUUGAUAUGUUUACAUUAUAUUUUAUCCCACCUUAUUUCUAAUCAUUCACUAUUGUGAAUAAUGGUUUCUCUCUCACCAUGUUGUGAAGAGGUAACACUUUCAGCAUGCAUUCACUUUCUCACCUCUGUAAAUGGGGAUUCUGUACCAGUUGGACAUUAAUCGUAAGUGGUGAAUUAUUGGAGUUCCUCACUAGGACAUCACAUUUUCUCUGCUUGCUGACAGCCAAUCAGAGCAAACCUUACGGCAGAAACGACUGAAUGGUUAAAAGGAUGGACACCGGAAACCAAACCAAUUUAUUUUGAUUAAAUCAUAUCAGGAACGAUUUCCUUUUAGGUGACAAAAGUAAAAAAAAAAAAAAAGUAUAAAUAAGCAUAAAAGAAAAAAAUCAGAUGAUCUCACUAGUUCAGCAACUAAUUAGCAAGGCAACUAGUUUUAUUCACAGACCUGAAACAUGAACACACUGUAAAACCAAACCAAGCCUCGUUAACCUUCUGAUGCAGCUGCUGCUUUCCGUAGACAAAAACAUGACACACUAAUUGAAUUCCACACUAUUACACCUCCCUCAUUGUAAAUGUUUUUUUCUUUUGAAUAUCCAUUAAGCGAUCUUUAAAGGUUGGUUGUGUGAUUGAAUGAAAUCCUGCGGUGUUCGUUUAUUUUUUUUUUGUCCACUCACUCGCUCAGUAUGAAAUCCUCCAGGCCUCCAGAUGAACUGUAUAUAUAAUAUUUAUGUAUAUCUAUAAGAAUGUAAGAACUGAUUUUUAGAUUCUAUCGAGAGCGAAAGGAAGAAAUGUUAGGAUGUGUAGGCAAGUAAAAACAUCACUACUCUAUUAGAUAUAUACUGUAUGGGGCGCAGGGAUUGUUGUGAGUUGAUCCUUUUUCCUUUCCUGUUGUUGAAUAAUGUUUUCAAUUAAGUAUGGAAAUGUUUAAUAAAAUGGUUUUAACUGAA
Messenger RNA from Tachysurus vachellii, 2308 nucleotides. RefSeq names its product RAB1A, member RAS oncogene family a (gene rab1aa). The transcript is spliced from 6 exons. Gene Ontology annotation, molecular function: GTP binding; GTPase activity. Bases 196 to 804 code for a protein of 202 amino acids. Lineage: Eukaryota; Metazoa; Chordata; Actinopteri; Siluriformes; Bagridae. The record is from RefSeq and is a predicted model, not a curated record.